This is a messenger RNA of Symbiodinium necroappetens, 4353 nucleotides long. NCBI's taxonomy places the organism in Eukaryota, Dinophyceae, Suessiales, Symbiodiniaceae. The record is from the annotation of a GenBank genome assembly.
AUGCCCAACCCUGAGUUGUGCCCGUGUUUGUUUGCGACUCCCCAGUUUCAGGAUCUUCAAGGUUCUCUAGGUCUUCGGAGAGUAGUGUGCAAUCAGGGAGCACUGGGACAUGCGAACGUCAAACCCACUGAGUUAGGCACAAACCUUCCUCUGCAAUGGCUGACUGUGGCUACCGCAGGGGUUCCGGUUCAGGGUGAGGGUGGAGCGUCUGAGCUUGGCUAUGCGGGAUCGGCUUGGGCACCGGGCCUUAUCGACGCUGUGGCGGAUGCCAUAGACACUUUUUGCGAACAGUAUCCGCCCCCGGUGCUUGCUCAGUUGACCGAUGCGGACCGAAUGAAGCAACACAUUAGCCAAGAACAUAAACCUUAUUGGAAGCGAUGCAGAAGCUGUGUAGAAGGUAGGAGUCGUGAUCGACCUCAUCGUCGGUCGCCGGUUCCUGAUGUCAAUGUGUUGUCGCUCGAUUUGGUUGGGUUGUUUCGUAAAGGUCGCACCGAACAGUUGGCUCGUGUUAAACACAUGCUACAUGCAGUGUUCGUGCUUCCGGACUUAGCAGCCAUUAAACGUGAUCCAAGUGCUGGGGCCGGUGAUGGAAAAGACAGUGGGGAUUCUAACCGUGUGCGUCUUGAGGGAGAUCAUGAGGAGCCUCACGGCCUCGAUGACUUUGGGUGCGACUGGUCACCUGAUUUCGAGGACCUUUUUCCCGACGACGACAUGCUUGAUGCGCCGCCUACGACGGUUGCGGCUGUCAGGCCGAUGCCUGAUAAGACACCCUUAGAUGAUGAGGGCCGUUACCUUCUUGAAAAGCUCCCUGUCGUUGAACUUACUUUCAGUGAGGCGUUGGGUUCUAAAAACUGCGGGGAGGUGCUUACUGCGGUUCGCAAGGUAGAGGCCCGUAUCAGAGCUCUUGGCUACACUGUUCAAAGGAUACACAGCGAUAAAGGGUUGGAGUUCUCGAAUACCUUGUUCAACGCUUGGGCAGCGGAAAGAGGAAUCCUUGUUAGCAGCACCUCCGGUGAUGAUUACAAGGCCAAUGGCCGGGUAGAAGCUAGUAUCGGUCGCAUGAAGCAGAUGGUUACAACACAGCUGCUAGCAACUGAGACUGACGAAGUCUUGUGGCCAUUAGCUUGGCGCCACUCGGCAGAGGCCUCUUUGAGAGAGAGCUUGAAACGAUUAGGGUACGCUACUGCUCCCAUGAUUCCGUUUGGAUGUAGGGUCUACGUCAAGAAAAGAUCGUGGAAGAGCCAGCAAUGGUCUGCUAAGGUAGUGCCCGCCACUGUUCUCGCCCCAGCUGUUAAUGCUCCUAACACGUGGCUCAUUAGAACCGAUGCUGAUGAGUUUUACUCUACGUCGGUAAUCUUUCGCGAUGUGCUUACGUGCCCUAAUCCCCCUGCCGAGGUCCCUAAAACAGUAGUUCAUGAUGCUAUGCCGCCGAUGCAUGUGAGAGACGGCUCUCCCUAUCGGCUACCGCCUACGCACCGUUUGAGGGCCAAAACUAGGGUUGCUGUUUUGCGUAAUCUCUUUAUGAGUGAGGAUGAACACGCAGCGAUUCUGGCCAGCCGCGAGCCUUUUGAUCUUGAUAGAGUUUUUCGUUUCCUUCGGAACUCUGCUUGGAUUCAAUCCGAGGAUAUCGGUGCAAUGAAGUCAACGCGCAACAUCUUACAUAGUGUCUGGGGCUUCUUUAAACAUGGAGGGGUUGUAGGGGUCACUAGGAGUGUCGAUGUCCUUCCUGGGUUUGCCACCCUCUUGACCCGGACGCUGAGGCAAUGCGCGCCUGACUUUAGGUACACCACAGUAGCCCUUGUUAAAGACGGAAAUGUUCCACCCCACAGAGACAUUCAUAACGUCCCUCAGGCUAACUUGGUACUCCCAGUGUGUGUCCCAAAAGAUGGCAUGUACAUGUGGUCUGAGUUGGUUCAGGGUGAUCCGGUGCGUGGUCCAAUAGAGCUUCGUUCUGUUCCCAACGGCAAUCAGGUUGCAGGGCAUUUGCAGUGGCUUGAGCCGGGAUGUCCUCUGUACCUUGAUGCCAAACGUUGGCAUGCGGCGCAAGCUUUUUCGAAAAGUAGGGUCCUGCUGAUCAUUGCGUAUUCUCUUCAAGUCUUUGACAAGGCUACCCCUGACAUGUGUCAACAUUUAUACGAAGUGGGUUUCCCGAAGUUACUGGCUCCGCCUGGUGAGUCGCCUGCCUUUGUAUCUCCUAAGCGGGAGAGUGCCGGUGAGGUGUUGCAGAGGCAUGCUGAUGAUGCUCAUCAGGGGGGAGGGGUUAGUCACGAGAAGGUGUUUAGCGAAGUGUUUCACAUAAGGGAAGGAAAAAACAAAACAAAAAAUGAAAAAAUCCAAAAUCAAAAUAAAAAUGAGUUGUUUUCCGGUGGGGAUGGGAAAAAUCCUCCUCUAGACGCCGCCGGGUCCGAGGCCCUGCGGAAGGUCUCAGCAGCUCAGUGCUGCAUGUGUAUGGAUCGGGCAUGCGGUGAGUGUGCUCAGUAUUUUUCAGAAGCUCCUGAAGGGACUCUGGAUUCUUGUGUAGGGGUUCAGUCGCAACACCGGGGGAGCCCGUCCAGUAACGGAGGGCUUUCUGGUGAGGUGUCGGAAAAGUUAGCUCAAUCAAUUGCUGGCAGCCUUGUGGAAGGGUCGCCGUGCGUGGUUGAUGUUGAAGGGUUGUCUUGGGAAGAGGCCGGGGAUUCGGAACGCUUGUUUGUUCGCGUGUUCAGGGUUCCUGCUGAAAGUGCUUGUUUGCAUACCGGCGAGGACGUGCAUGGCGGUGAAAGCUUGCUAGUUGCCUCCGAGUUGCCUUUUGUUUUCGGUGUGAACGAGUGGAGUCUACUUGGGGCCGCAGUUCAGGAGACCGAUGGCCAUCAACACGCCCUGAAGCAGGUGAUCAAGCGUGAUGACCGAUUGUUAAAGAAGGGCCUUGAGGAUGGACAGUCUCUUGAGGGUGUUGAAGGCGCUGAGUUGUUGGCGUGCUGGUCGUCCGAAGUGCAGUUAGUUGAGAACGCCUUGCUUCAGUUGAGGGCUUGUUGUGUUGACGAGGGCAGUGAGGACCAUCAAAAGACUUUGACUGAGGUUCCCCAGUUCUUGCAAACUCGAACUUUCUCAAAUGAGGAGGUCCUCGCUAACUGGUCUGAGCCCUGGGAGACUUGCACUGUCGGUGAGCUUGCGUCGUUGUUGGACACGAAGCGUGCGUUGUCAAGGACCGAUGAUGCCCAGAUCGCAGGUUGGAGGGCUGAGGGCAUUGAAGUAACCGUUGUGCCAUCAAAGACCGUCUACUCACGAAAGGCGGUGACGGGCCGUCAUAAGUGCCGCAUCGUCAUUUGCGGCAAUGCGCUGCCCAACCUUGGUGAAUCCAAUCUGGAACGCAAGAUGGCUACAUAUGCUGGAGGCGUGGACGUUGGUUUGUUGCGACUCCUGCUGGCAGAAGCGGUCCAUUGCGGAUAUGCGCUGGCGACAUGGGACGUAGCUACUGCGUUCCUCAACGUCCCAGCGCGCCCCAGAGACUUGAGGGCUGCGGCCAGAGGCAAGGCGCAGAUCGUGGUAGCCAUGCCACCUAAAUCCCUGGUCCGAAAGGGCUUGGUUCCGCCCGGUGAGCGGUGGAAAGUAGACCUUGCAGUCUACGGACUUGACACCAGUCCAAGGGAUUGGACCCUGCACCGUAACGAAGUCUUGGUUGAUCUCACGGUCGUCGUUCUUGACGUUGUUUUGCGACUGAAGGCUUGCUUGUCGGAUUCGAGUGUUUGGCUUGUCGUGGAGUUGCCAAAUCCUACUACUCCGAUCUCUGAAGGUCGACUUGUGGGUUGGGUCGCUAUCUACGUUGAUGAUUUUUUGGGUGCCGCUCGUUGGGAGUAUUUGGAAGCCUUGUACAAACAAGUUGUCAGUGUGUGGCAGUGCGGUGCUCUUGAGCGUGUUCCGCGAAAAGGCGAGGGACAAGCGGUGCGAUUUGAUGGUUUCGAGCUUCUUUGGGACUCUCAAGGGAAAGGCUUGUAUGUUAACCAGGCCUCUUACAUUAAGGAUAUGUUGGAGCGCCAUGAAGGCUUCAAGCCUCAAUCCGUCCCACUCGCAAGGGCGUUGCCUCAAGAAGGCGACCCGGAGCCCGAUGAAGCGCACCUCAAAUUGUGCCAAAAGGCCUCAGGUGAACUUUUGUGGCUUGCCGUUCGUACUCGCCCCGACUUGGCGUAUAGUUGUUCCAGGAUCGCAUCAAUCAUGAGCCGCAGGCCAAAGGAAGCAUACCUUGGAGCAUUGGGCGUGAUUGGGUAUCUCUCUCAGACUGCUGAGUUGGGGCUGUACUUCUCCGCGAAUCCUAGGCCUUGUCAAGAUGAGGCUCAACAUGGCUCCGUUGGUUGUGGCUUGCUUGAAGUGCAUACA